Hypomesus transpacificus is the source of this 2853-nucleotide messenger RNA. RefSeq names its product nuclear respiratory factor 1 (gene nrf1). The transcript is spliced from 12 exons. Lineage: Eukaryota; Metazoa; Chordata; Actinopteri; Osmeriformes; Osmeridae. Gene Ontology annotation, biological process: regulation of transcription by RNA polymerase II. The record is from RefSeq and is a predicted model, not a curated record. The coding region runs from base 127 to 1683 and encodes 518 amino acids. Gene Ontology annotation, cellular component: nucleus. Gene Ontology annotation, molecular function: RNA polymerase II cis-regulatory region sequence-specific DNA binding; DNA-binding transcription factor activity, RNA polymerase II-specific.
GCAGCUUCGGUGUGAUUUCGGUCUGGCUGCUCUUUGUCCUCCAUUAGAGCUCGGAUUCCCAGCCCCACUGUACGGCGCAGGCCCGAAGUAGCGCAGCCGCUCUGAGUGUGUUAGAGGCCUGCCAGAAUGAUGGAGGACCACUCUGUGCAUCAGACGGAGCACAUGACCACGAUCGAGGCCCACGCCGUCAGCCAGCAGGUGCACGUGGCCACCUUCACCGAGCACAACAUGCUGAGCGCCGACGAAGACUCGCCCUCGUCCCCGGAUGAUGACAUCUACGACGACUCGGACAUCCUCAACUCAGCCGGGCAGGACGAGGUCACUGCGCACCUGGCCGCCGCAGGUCCGGUCGGCAUGGCAGCGGCUGCUGCCGUGGCAACUGGCAAAAAGCGUAAGAGACCCCACAUCUUCGAGUCAAACCCCUCGAUCCGCAAGAGACAGCAGACACGACUGCUAAGGAAGCUGCGAGCGACGCUUGAUGAGUACACCACCAGAGUGGGGCAACAGGCCAUCGUCCUCUGCAUCUCUCCCUCCAAACCCAACCCUGUGUUCAAGGUGUUUGGAGCCGCCCCGCUGGAGAACGUGGUGAGGAAAUACAAGAGCAUGAUCCUGGAGGAUCUGGAGAACGCCCUGGCUGAACACGCUCCUCCGGGGGGGGACAUGGCCUCUGAGCUGCCCCCUCUCACCAUCGACGGCAUCCCUGUCUCCGUGGACAAGAUGACCCAGGCCCAGCUGCGUGCCUUCAUCCCAGAGAUGCUGAAGUACUCCACAGGCAGGGGGAAGCCAGGCUGGGGCAAGGAGAGCUGCAAGCCCAUCUGGUGGCCAGAGGACAUCCCCUGGGCCAAUGUCCGGAGCGACGUCCGUACUGAGGAGCAGAAACAGAGGGUGUCGUGGACGCAAGCGCUGCGGACCAUCGUGAAGAACUGCUACAAGCAGCACGGUCGAGAGGACCUGCUGUAUGCCUUCGAGGACCAGCAGGUUCCCCAGCACCACCUCACCUCCACCCAGAGCAUCGCCCACCUGGUGCCCUCUCAGACCGUCGUCCAGACGGUCAACAACCCCGACGGCACCGUGUCCCUCAUCCAGGUGGGCACAGGCGCUACGGUGGCUACACUGGCCGACGCCUCUGAGCUGCCCGGAGUGACCGUGGCUCAGGUCAACUACUCCACCGUGACUGACGGAGAGCACCUGGCUGCAGUGUGCCGCGCCCUGCCCAUGGACGUGUCGCCACAGAUUAUUGUGGAACAGAACUGGGCCACGUUGCAGGGAGGUGAGAUGACCAUCCAGACCACGCAGGCGUCAGAGGCCACCCAGGCCGUGGCCUCGCUGGCGGAGGCAGCCGUCGCAGCCUCCCAGGAAAUGCACCCUGGGGCCACCGUCACCAUGGCGCUCAACAGUGAAGCGGCAGCCCAUGCCGUAGCUACGCUGGCUGAAGCCACCCUGCAGGGAGGAGGGCAGAUCGUGCUGGCGGGGGAGACAGCUGCUGCUGUGGGGGCCCUGGCAGGGGUGCAGGACGGGACCGGUCUUGUCCAGAUCCCGGUUAGCAUGUACCAGACUGUGGUCACCAGCCUCGCCCAGGGCAACCGGCCCGUCCAGGUCGCCAUGGCGCCCGUCGCCACGCGCAUCGACAACACAGUCACUCUUGACGGCCAGGCAGUGGAGGUUGUGACUCUUGAACAGUGACAAUGACUCCUCCCCCCUGCAGGUGUGUUGCAGCAGGAGGAGAGGGCACAAAAUGGCCGCCACAGGGAUUGCCAGUUUCCACACACCCAGCUCUGUACAAUGUAAAAUAUAUUUUUAAAUGUACAUCUGCAGGGGAAAUUAGAGCAAUGAAUUUAUCAUUAUUGUGUUUACUAUGUAAAGAGGAUGUUGUUCUUUUUUUUGGGGGGGGAGAGGGUGGGGGGCGAGGGUUGUUGUGUAAUUUCCUUUUGCCGUUUAGCUGCUUUUUGAUUAGCUUUGUGAUGUUGACUAUUGUGUUACAAGGGUUAGAGACUACUUAGUAUUUAUUUUCUUUACACUUAAACCUUUUAGCAAAUAAAGAUGAACCAAAAAACACCAGAGGUAUCCACCACCUGUUCACCACCUGUUAAGUACUUACCACUGUCUUGUUGAUUUGAUUUUCGGUACUCUAAGUCCAAGUGUGCGAGCAUGUUUUGUUUUCCUAUCCUUUAUCCUUAGACUGCAGUUACCAACUCUGUGCCAUAUUGAUAGUACACUAUUUGCUCCGCUGUCAUAGACCUCAUAUGCAAUCAAAGGGUGCCAGAACUAUCCUUCUGUUUUGAUGGAUCACUGCUGUAUUGUAAGUGCUUCUCCCGUGUUGGGCGACCAAGGACCCCGUGUGACACCUCUCUCCCAACAAACUACUCAUUGAAAUAUUCCUCUGAAGUAUGUGUCCUAUUCUGUGGUGUUUCCCAGUCCUUUUGAACUGUACUUCAAACUUACGCUGGGAUUUGUGAACAAACUCAGGAUAUAUAGUAAGUUUUUUGUUUGUUUUGCAAUUGAUUCCAUUUGCGGUGUAUAAAGUAAGCAGCCAUUUUGACACCAGAUCAUAUCACUGAUUCGUUGGUCCCAAUGCAUGACUGAGUAGAACUCACCAGAGUAUUUUUUAAAUAGGAUGGACUCUUUUUGAAGUCAGUUGUGGUACUGGGUUUGUAAAUUUGGGGUGGGGAGCAUACUUGAUAUUUGUAUUUAUGUGGAACAAAAUUUAAUCUUAAAAUCUUUUUGCAGUUUGCAGAAAAUGCUCACACAUUACAGUUGUAAUUAUGACACAAUGGUUCAAUAUGCCAGAAGUUUAAAACACUCCAGACGUCCAUGUUUAAAGUCCAAUAAAGUGUCCACUGUUCCCCUGUCAAA